This is a messenger RNA of Rotaria sp. Silwood2, 432 nucleotides long. NCBI's taxonomy places the organism in Eukaryota, Metazoa, Rotifera, Eurotatoria, Philodinida, Philodinidae. The record is from the annotation of a GenBank genome assembly.
AUGGAAAAUUCAUACUUUCAAUUAAAUGAUUUACCUGAUGAAAUUCUGAUGAUUAUUUUAAAAAACAUGACCAAUGUUACAGUACUCUUCUCUUUAAUGGGUGUUAAUAAACGAUUAAAUAAAAUUGUACAUGAUGAAACUUUUACAAGUUAUUUAACAUUCUUGGUAUGUUCGUCAGACAGUUCUGUUCAUCCAUAUUGUGAUUCAAUAAUUGAUCGAUUUUGUUUACAAAUUUUACCUUCGAUUCAUCAUAAAAUUCAAUGGCUUAAUCUUGAAGCAUCAUCUAUGAAGCGUAUUCUUUUCGCUACUGAUUAUCCAAAUUUAAGCGGGCUCGGUCUUUACAAUGUAGACGAUAAAACAGUGAAAUAUGUCUUUAAUGGUAAGAAAUUUCAUGUGAAUUGUUUUGAUUCUGAAUUAUUUCGAAGGCUCUGA